CUAAAAUGUGCUUGACUGAAUCAUCCCACCAUCCCAAAUUCCCAAGCUCUCCUCGACAACACAUGUCAGAUUUCGCAAGAUUGGGUCGUGUUCAGAUCGAUUCCUACGCGUUUCGACUUGCUUUCGGCUCUGUCGCGCUGGCCGCGAUGCUCUGGUCUGCUGCUUAUCAAUGAGAAAUCCUCUUCCUUAACUUCACGCCACCACAUUCGCAAUGGCUGCCAGCAACACGAGUUACAAGCAGUUGAAGGAGGAUUUUGUGUCUAACCUCUCAGGAGGCUCAAUAUCUGAGAUUAACUAUGUGACAGCUGCUGGGCCUGUCGCAUUCGUGCUAUGGUCCGUCCUCCAGUCGCGACAAUCCUUCUUCAAGCCAUACAAACCCCUGAGUUUCCUCGUCGACCUCUUUCUCAACGUUCUUGCCCCUUUACUCGCCAUGACCCUUUAUGCCGAUACGCCUUUGUUGCUAUGUGGUCUGUUCGUUGUACCGGCAAUCUUUGUUUAUGCUCUCCCCCCGAACCCAGUCAUCGCAAAAAGGAAAAAGCCUAAGCUUCCACCAGCUGCGCAAGGCCAGAGCAGGCCUUCUAGCUCUCUAACAGCCCUCUCUACAAAGCCAUUCUUGACAACAUACAGGGGUUCGUUGCUAGUCUUGACGUGUCUUGCUAUACUGGCCGUUGAUUUCAGGCUAUUUCCACGGCGUUUUGCCAAGGUUGAGACCUGGGGCACGUCUAUGAUGGAUUUGGGUGUCGGGUCGUUUGUCUUCUCGGCUGGCAUUGUGGCUGCUCGGCCGUUGCUGAAAGAAAGAGCCGAAAACCGAACCACCCCGCUAUCUCAGCGUCUUAUCCACUCAAUGCGGCACUCUUUGCCGCUUCUUGUCCUAGGUGUAGUGCGCCUCAUUACCGUCAAGGGGCUUGACUAUGCCGAGCAUGUGACUGAGUAUGGUGUUCAUUGGAACUUUUUCUUUACUCUUGGCUUCCUUCCUCCGUUUGUCGCUAUCUCCCAGUCUGUGCUCAAGGUGAUGCCAUCCUACGCCUCUCUAGCUAUAUUUCUAGGCCUCGUAUACCAGAUUCUCCUUGAGUGUACGUCUCUUAAAGCCUUUAUUCUUACUGCGCCCCGGACAGAUCUUCUCUCUAUGAACAGAGAGGGCGUUUGCAGUCUCGUGGGCUACCUGGCCAUCUUUCUAGCUGGGCAAGAUAUGGGAAUGUUUAUCUUGCCGAGAAACUUGAUUUCAAGUCACAACGCGAACAAUGCCACUCAGCGAACUACUCUCUUAAUACGGAUGGGUAUCUGGGCUGCUGCAUGUACCACAUUGUAUUUCUUCGCAACCCAUUUUAAAUAUGGCGCAGGUUUGGACGUUUCUCGACGCUUGGCCAACUUGCCUUAUAUUCUAUGGGUUGCUGCCUACAAUUCGGCGCAGCUAUUGGGCUUCUGUUUUGUAGAGACUGUAUUUUUCCCGGCCUUUCAUCAUUCCACCGAUUCCAAAUCUGAACAAGAAGCGUACUAUGCAGCCACAAGCACAGUGCUACGAGCUUACAACCGGAACGGCUUGGCUCUUUUCCUUCUUGCGAAUCUGGCGACCGGACUUGUUAAUAUGACAGUGCCCACGUUGGAUGUAGGACCGGCAGUUGGCAUGGGAAUCUUAGUCGGGUAUGCUACUACGCUCACAGCUACUGCUGUGGCAUUGGAUGUUUGGAAUUUAUCAAUCAAAUUGUAAAAUGAAGGAAUCUAUUGAAAUGUUAAGAAUCACUUCGUUUCGCCCCUACCAUUGUCCUAAUGUCGAAUUCGUCGCAUAACUCCAAAACAAAGAAUACAAUAAAACUAAAGAGUACCGAUUAGUUUAAACAACCGACGCUGAUACACUCCCCUACGAG
Molecule: messenger RNA, 1865 nt
Organism: Xylaria bambusicola
Lineage: Eukaryota; Fungi; Ascomycota; Sordariomycetes; Xylariales; Xylariaceae
Product: GWT1-domain-containing protein
Exons: 2
Coding region: 212-1708 (498 amino acids)
Biological process (GO): GPI anchor biosynthetic process; protein localization to plasma membrane
Cellular component (GO): membrane; endoplasmic reticulum
Molecular function (GO): glucosaminyl-phosphatidylinositol O-acyltransferase activity
Source: RefSeq, a predicted model, not a curated record